Molecule: messenger RNA, 1511 nt
Organism: Impatiens glandulifera
Lineage: Eukaryota; Viridiplantae; Streptophyta; Magnoliopsida; Ericales; Balsaminaceae
Exons: 1
Coding region: 79-1317 (412 amino acids)
Molecular function (GO): protein binding
Source: RefSeq, a predicted model, not a curated record
UAAAGUGGGGAUGAUUGUGGAGAUGAAGUAGCAGUAUUUCUGUCGUCGUCUAUAUUCGCGUAAUUUUAGAGAGAAGCAAUGACAUCGCAAAAUCAAUCUGACCUAGAUUCAGUCACCUCCUCUCCUCGCUCCGAUCACCACCGUACCACCGACGAUCUGCCACGUGUACGCUUCAUGUGUAGCUUUGGCGGCAAGAUUCUCCCGCGGCCACACGAUAAUCAGCUCCGUUACGUCGGCGGCGAUACUCGAAUCGUCACCAUACCUCGCCGCGCCGCUACUUUCUCAUCUCUUCAUUCCAAACUCUCCAAACUCGCCGGAGAAACCAAUAUUAGCGUCAAAUAUCAACUCCCAAGCGAAGAUCUCGAUUCCUUGAUUACAGUUACCGGCGACGAGGAUCUCGAGAACAUGAUGGAUGAAUACGAUCGUCUCGUUACCGCCGGCGGAAAACAAUCAGCUCGCCUCCGAUUAUUCCUCUUCUCAAGUGACUCCGUUUCAAGAGCGAGUAGUAUCAGUUCUCUCCUCGAUGGAUCGACUAAGCGCGAGCAUUGGUUUCUCGACGCGCUCAAUGGAGGCGGUGCCGCUGUUCUUGAAGGCGUUCGAUCGGAGGUUUCUUCGAUUGUAUCGGAAGUACCGGAUUAUUUAUUCGGAUUAGAGAAUUCGGAGGAUAAUCUUCCUCGUGAGCCGAAAUUGAAAUCGAGGUUUAACGUGGUGGAUAAGGAUAACGUAUCAGUAUCGGAUCCUGGUUCACCUGCUCCAGUUGUAUCAUCAUCCCCUUUCUGUUCCACCUCGUCGUCGUUAGCUCCUCCGCCUUUGCCGGAUCUUCCACCGGUGAAGACCAAGCCGGAUAACUUCGCUGCGGUAGUAAUCGAACCAAAGGAGACUCCACCAACUCCGGUAGAAAGCCCAGUGGAAACGAACAAACAGCAGAUAUAUAUCCAGCAAACAGGUGGAUACACUGAUAAUAAUCCAAUUUGGCCUCAUUAUCCAGGCACUGGUUUGCGUCAUUUACCUGUUUAUUACCUUCCUGGACAAAUUCAGCAACAACAACAACUCAUAAGAACUCCAUUUGUUCAACAACCAUUCCAGACACAGGCUAUGAAUCAGGUGCCAGUUGGGUUUCAUCAGCAUCCUCAUCAUAUUUAUGGUGGGAUUAAUGUAAGGCAGGGUCCCCCACAACCUUAUGACAUGUCUGGGAGACCUAUUGAUGGAACAACAGGUCAACCUAUAUACUAUGGGUUGAACAAUUCAGCCGGUUUUCCAGGCUAUGCCAUGGCUGCACCUGCACCGCCAGGCGACGAAGAUCAUCGAGAAAUGUGAAGAAGAAGAAGAACAACAACAGGAAGGUUUGAGGAGAUUCUCGUUAAAUAAUAAUAAUAAAUUCAUUAUUAAAUGUGUGUGAUUCAAUAUGUAAGACUUACAAUAGCUGUUAUGUUCUGUUCUGUUCUAUUCUAUUAUGUUUGCUGUUUGUACAUACAUAUAUAUAAUCAUAAAUUGUUGGUUUGGUCAUUAAA